UUCCGUUUACCGCGUGCGUGUAUCGGCGCCGGCGGGUUGCUGUGUUGUCGCGUUUGUUCAUUCUGCUGCAGGAUGGGUUCUCACACGGGGAGGACUUCGGCACUGGUUCUGCGCGUGGUGGCUGAGUGUCCCGUGAGCAAAGCGCGAGCCUGCGAGCUGUCGUUGCCCCACGGUCCUGUGCACACACCUGUGUUCAUGCCCGUCGGUACGCAGGGCACGCUGAAGGGGAUUACGGUGGACCAGUUAGAAGCGCUGGGCUGUGAGAUUUGCUUGGGCAACACCUACCAUCUGGGCAUGAGACCGGGCCCAGAACUCAUUAAGAAAGCCAACGGACUGCAUGGAUUUAUGAACUGGAAGCGCAAUCUCCUCACAGACAGCGGUGGAUUUCAGAUGGUGUCGCUGAUUGAGUUGUCUGAGGUCACUGAGGAGGGUGUGAAGUUCCGUUCGCCGUAUGAUGGCAAAGAAAUCCUGCUUACCCCUGAAGAGUCCAUCAACAUCCAAAAUGCUCUUGGUUCAGAUAUUAUGAUGCAGUUGGAUGAUGUGGUGAGCAGCACGAUUAGUGGGCCGCGCGUAGAGGAGGCGAUGCACAGAUCUAUUCGAUGGUUGGAUCGAUGCAUCAAAGCCAAUAAAAACCCAGAAAGGCAAAAUCUCUUUGCUAUUAUUCAAGGAGGAUUAAAUCCAGAACUCCGGAAAAAAUGUUUAGAAGAGAUGACAAAGCGAGAUGUCCCAGGCUUUGCCAUUGGUGGACUCAGUGGUGGAGAGGAAAAAGACCACUUCUGGAAAAUGGUCACACUCAGUACAGAUGACCUGCCAAGGGACAAACCACGAUAUCUUAUGGGUGUGGGAUACGCCACAGAUUUGGUGGUGUGUGUAGCCCUGGGCUGUGACAUGUUUGACUGUGUGUUUCCAACAAGGACGGCCAGGUUUGGCACGGCCUUGGUGCCUUGGGGAUCCUUACAGCUCCGGCACAAGCAAUUUGCAAAGGACUUCCAACCUAUAGACCCCGAUUGUGAGUGCGCAACUUGUAAGAGGUACAGUCGGGCCUUCAUACACGCCAUCUUCAAGACCAACACGGCAGCCAUGCACCACAUUACCAUCCAUAACAUAGCCUAUCAGCUCACUCUGAUGCGUUCGGUGCGGCAGAGCAUUGUGGAAAAGCGAUUCCCCGACUUCGUGCGCAGCUUUAUGAGCAGGAUGUACAGCGGCAAAGGCGGCUACCCAGAAUGGGCAGUGGAGGCCCUGGCGUCGGUCAACAUUGCCCUCGAGUGACGCUCUUCAUCUGGGGCGGCCAUCACGGUUGAAGACUUCUUAUCAAACACAAGCAGGCAGGUUGGACCUGAAAGUGGGAGCAGCAGACGCGAGUUUAAAGUCCGGGGUGUGAUUUUAACUUGCAGGCCACUCUGGGUGUGCCAUUUUAAUGACACUCUUUUUAUAAUCGAGUUAUAUAAUUGGACCUUUUUAAAGUCUCGGGCCGCAAAGCCACUUAUUCAAGUUAUCAUUUAAUUCCGAGUUCUUGCUUUUAAAUUAUUUUUUCCUUUUGACUAAAAUGUUCAUCCGUUUAAUUUUUAAUUGGCUAAUUUUCGUUGUCCCCUUCACCCCAAUUAAACGAUGUACUUUUUUUUUUUUUAGUUUAUUAGUUUUCCAAAUUACACUUCAAAUUAUGUGAUUAUAGUUUUUCAUUAUUUUAUGAAAUUUAAUUAAGAAUUCAUGUAGCGAGUGAUUUUUUUUAAUUGCUGCUGCUCACUCAGUUGAAAGUGAAACGGACGGCUUUUACAAAAACUAAACCGGUAAAGUGAGGGAAGUUGCUGCACGGUUGCUUUUUAUAUUUUUAUUGUUUGGUUACUGGCACAUUUUGUUUUGAAAUAAAACUUUUUUUUUUUUUU
Messenger RNA from Erpetoichthys calabaricus (reedfish), 1883 nucleotides. RefSeq names its product queuine tRNA-ribosyltransferase 1 (gene qtrt1). The transcript is spliced from 10 exons. Gene Ontology annotation, molecular function: tRNA-guanosine(34) queuine transglycosylase activity. The coding region runs from base 73 to 1269 and encodes 398 amino acids. The record is from RefSeq and is a predicted model, not a curated record. Lineage: Eukaryota; Metazoa; Chordata; Cladistia; Polypteriformes; Polypteridae. Gene Ontology annotation, cellular component: cytosol.